Molecule: messenger RNA, 1143 nt
Organism: Wallemia mellicola CBS 633.66
Lineage: Eukaryota; Fungi; Basidiomycota; Wallemiomycetes; Wallemiales; Wallemiaceae
Exons: 4
Coding region: 694-1035 (113 amino acids)
Source: RefSeq, a predicted model, not a curated record
GGAGUCAGUAACUAGGCAAUCGAUCUUGUCAGUUCAGCAUGUCAACGGUCUUUGACCGCUAGCGCUGAUGGCUCUGUAAUGCUCACGGUGACGUAAUUAGAUGAUAAGCUGACGCGCAAAUUUAUUAAGUAUGCAUCAUUAAUAUACAGAGGUCAGCAGUAUGGCCAUAGGAUCUUCACAGACGCACCAGCUGGCAAUAUAAGUGGGGGUCAACAUGGCGUUCUAUCGGCUGAUUUCCCAAACUACGACGCGACUAGAUACGCGCUCAUCUUCCUCGAUGAUCUUCACCGAUGGUAUUCUUCCAGUGGAUCCUCAGAUGGCAAGACCUCAGGACUCUACUGAUCUCAUCUCAGCAUCCACGAAUGCGCAAACCGCAAGGAGAACACAUCUAUUUCGACAUUUUUAUCGUGAUAUAUCGAUUGCAUGGUCAUCUAAGAAACGUGCUCGUGUUAAAUACACCGGUGUCUAAAUUCGGCUAUCUAAAUGCUCUCCCGACUCACUUGAUUGUCCAGGUCGAGCACAGAUUAACUGGCAUCGUAACAAGGCUCGCCAAUGCUUACUUUGGCACAGGAUAGUUUCACCUUAGAGUCCACUAAAGUCAUGUGUCCAUCAUGCGCUGUUCACCCCCUGCUCUACAGGGUAUUGGUAUGCGGUGUAUACAUGGUGACACCACAGCUCCCGAAUCGUCUAUAAAUGCUCCCUCGAGACACUCUCUCAUCAACCAUGUUCAAAGUACUCUUUUUUGCUCCAUUACUCGCUCUCGUUGCUGCAGGUGGCUCGGAGGUCUGUCUCAACAAAAAGGCAGGCUGUGUCGAAGCUCAAAUAACGAAAGACUGCUGCGCAGCCGUAAAGCAAUCUGCGUAUUUCAGCGAAGUAUCGUCCACUUGUGUCCCGUACGCGGCUAAUGGAAUCAAUACUGGAGACAUGGUAGAUUGUUGCGAAAGCCGAGGAGCUGGUAGCCAUGGCGGAGAAACCGUGACUGAUAUGUCCAACCGCAAGAUAUGUCUGGAUCCACUAGACGGCACAUCCAAAUGAACUUCCAUAGUCUUGAAAAACACUCUAGCUCAACUCUGAAGUCAUAAAAUACGUGUAUCUCAAUUGUAAACUGACAUAAAGCACCUGUAAUCACAUAGAACACUUGCA